Labeo rohita (rohu) is the source of this 1787-nucleotide messenger RNA. RefSeq names its product ribonuclease inhibitor-like. Lineage: Eukaryota; Metazoa; Chordata; Actinopteri; Cypriniformes; Cyprinidae. The coding region runs from base 689 to 937 and encodes 82 amino acids. The record is from RefSeq and is a predicted model, not a curated record. The transcript is spliced from 5 exons. Gene Ontology annotation, molecular function: protein binding.
CAGAGAAGUGGCAUAUGAAUAAAUUAUUUGAGUUUGUCAAUAAUUAAAAAUGUCUUUACAAAAGAGGAGUAAUUGUAAUUUUUAAACAGCUGACAAACAAAGCAUUAUUUAUCUUUCUUAAAUGAGGCUCAUGUUUUUGUUCUCAGUUCAAUGAUUUAUCAUACAUGCUGAUUUGUGUUAUAAGUUUGUACUUUAUUUUUAAUAUUGGAUUCACUGCUAGACUGAUCUGAUCUGAGAGAGUGAAGAGUGUGUCAUUGUUCUCUACAGGUUGGUUGAUUGUGGCAUCACAGAUGAAGGUUGUGCUGCUCUGGCUUCAGCUCUGAGAUCAAACCCCUCACACCUGAGACAACUGAAUCUGUCUGAGAAUAAACUAGGAGAUUCUGGAGUCAGGCUGCUGUCUGCUGUACUGGAGGAUCCUCGCUGUAAACUGGAGAUACUGUGUGUAUGAAAAGCCCCGCCCUCAGUUCUGCUCUCAAGCAUCUGCAUUUACAGGUGCACAAGUGUAUUGCUAGUCUCUGUGCAGGAAUAUCACAAAAAGAGUAGCAAAAGUCAGAGCGCUAAGAUUUGAAGCUUUUCACAUCAGCUGUUGAGUUAUUGUGGCAUCACAGAUGAAGGUUGUGCUGCUCUGGCUUCAGCUCUGAGAUCAAACCCCUCACACCUGAGACACCUGAGUCUGUCUGGAAAUAAAAUGGGAGAUUCUGUGAAUCUACUCUCGGAUGUGCUACAAAAUUCUCACUGUGAACUGGAGAUGCUGUGGUUGGUUGAUUGUGACAUCACAGAUGAAGGUUGUGCUGCUCUGACUUCAGCUCUGAGAUCAAACCCCUCACACCUGAGAGAACUGAAUCUGUCUAGGAAUAAAAUAGGAAAAUCAGGAGUGAAGUUGCUCUCUGGUCUGAAAGAUGAUCCACAUUAUAAACUGGACACAAUAUACUAUUGACUUUCAGUAUUUAGAUGUCAGUCCAGUUUUCUCAGGAUCAGCUGAUGGUGAAUAAGGAGCCACUACAGAGACGCCAGACACACAAUCAACAGAGACUGAAGACAGAGACACACGGCAUCACACUGUCAUGUGUGUCAUCUUUCACUGUCUUGUUUUAUAAGUUAUGGCCUAUGAAAUUGAGUGCAGAAUCAUUUUGGAUUCACUAGAUAUUGUCUACAAUGUAGAUCAAGGGUGUCAAACAUACGGCACACAAAGAUGUUCAAUCUGACCCCAGGGAUAACUUGAACAAUAAUGUUAAAUAACACAUUAUUUUGAAAAUAAAAGUUUAUUUGUGUUACAAACUGCUUUAUUAAGGGUAAUCCACAAUUGUAAUCCAAAUGCCAGCCAAAGGGUCAAAAUCACAGAGCAAAUAAACAAACAAAUAUUUCCAAAUCAUCCUCACAUUGAUUGGAUCCUACUGUGAUGAGGAUGAUCCCUUAUUUGUUUUCCCCCAUGGCUCAAAUGGAAUGUACAAAAACAGACACCAGAAGCAGAAAAGCCAGAAGCAGAAUAUAAAAUUGAUCAACAAAAUCACGCUAUAACAAAAAAAAAGUAGAAUAUAACAGUUAGGAAUCAGAGAUGUAAAGGUAAAUUAAUGCAUGGAAGUGUAAUGUAGUGUAGCAGUGUUGGAAGUACAAAAAAAAAGCUUCAAGGAAACCAAAGAAAGUCAGUUCCAGUAUGCAGCUCUCUUGUGACCACUCAUCUUGAAUUCUUUAAAAGGCCCAAAAGGAAGUCAACAACAGGUGUCUUCAGUGAAACUACCAGAAAACAAUCACUCGAUAAGACAGAUCAUAACACAUUCAAAAAACAA